CACACAGAGAGUAGUGUCAAAAUAAAUUGAAGAAGAAGAAGUGAAUAAAAAGUAUUUCGUGCUAUUUUGAUCAAUUUUGUGCAGAAAAAACCAUAAAAAUUGUGUUAAUUGUUUUAAUAGUGGACCAUAGGUGAUCAGCAAUAGUGAAAUAAGGCGAUUCAAUAAUAAAAAGCAAUGAAAAGGUGUUUUUAGGGGGUGAGUUUGUUGUGUUGUUCUUAUACGGUGAUUUUUGCGGAGACGCGAGCGGAGUUGAAAUGUACGCAAAAAGCCCAAAAUAAUGGAUAUUCUGGACAAUAAGGAGAAGAUUUGUGUGAGGUGCGAUCUACCGAAGACUGGGCAGAAGGCUGACAACAACAAUAUAGCUCCGGAACACGUGAAUGGAGAGGGAAAUGUCAGUGUUCCGGAUGCACUGGGGGCGCAAUCCGGCAAUGGGGAGCGCCUACCGGUGCGCCAGGAGGAGGAUAGAGCUGCUGAAAAUAUAGGUCAGGCAGCAAAUUUGCUGUCAGAAGAUGAAAUAUCGUCAAAUUCUGACGACUGUGUUUACACAUAUCGCGGUGGACACCUGGAAGCCCCCAUGAGGGUGCCCCAGGAAACCCUAGUGGACGAUACGGAUUUUUUGGAGUUCCUAGAGAUGGAUUUUGAUCCUGAGCCCAGCUCAGAACAGGACAAUUAUCCCGAAAAUAGCUAUUUACUGGAACUCGAUGGAUUUAUAGCGAAUCUGCAGGAGAAUCAUCCACUAACAGCUACUUUCAAUGGGAUUCACUCCCUGGACAAGCCACCAAUUCUCCUUGAGGAUAAAUCCCUACCAAUUGAGGUCCAAGAUCUGACGGAUAAACCACCAGACAAUAUCCAAACGGACAAAUUACAACGAAAUACGGGAGCAAAACCCAAAUUAACCCAAACAACAAAUUCCACAGUUAAGCAGAAAAAAUCCCCUCCCAUUGUUCCCAAUGAUCCAGAUCCUCCACGAGCAGAUGCUCAGAGGCACAAGGAAGUCUGUCUGGAGUGCUCAGAAUUGGAGUUUCUGAGUGAAACUUCCCAGAAUCCAAUGAAGCAGAGUCGCAAGUGCACAAAACACGCCCAAGAACGCUCAAGAACACCACCGGAAUUAUCCACUUCAGCCUGGGACUCAGACAUUGCAGCCAUUCAGUCCGCAGGUCGGCAGGUACCGCACAGAGAGUCCCGGAACCUGCUGACACUCAACCUGGAUCUUCCGGCUGGGCAGGAUAAAGUGGUGAAGCUGUCUUCAGUGGGAUGCACUGAGGAGGAUGUCGUGGAGUGUCUGUCGACGCUGGGCGUCAAAGUGAACCAGACGGUGCUGAAGGAGCACUUUGAGGGGCUGACGAGUGAAGAAAUGGUCAGGCAAAUGGAUCUGACCGAAUUUAUACUGCAUAUCGCAAAGUUGAAUUGUGAUUAUCACAAAUUAAUUGAUGCCAUUCGAGCUGCCUGCGAGAAAAGUGCCCAAGAUCUUCAUUUUAGCUUUGAGCCUUCGAAGAAAGUUCCUGAGAUGAUAAAAGUGAAUCUGACGGACAUUGCAAUCCGAUGGAAUCCCAAUGCGAGUCUCAGGGAUCUCAUAAAUCUUCCCAACAAGUAUUUCCAUACCUUCAAUGUUGUCGGCAAAAUCGCCAAUGCUGUCCGCCAGCUGAAUACUCCUGACGAGAGCGACAAAUGCGACCACAUUCUCGUGCCCAAUUUCUACAAGAGCGGAUUUGUGGUGAUUUCGCGUCGCAAAUAAUAGGAGCAGCAAUUUCUGUGUCAUAAUUUUGCAUCAAAAAUAAUUCUUCUUGAUUUUGGAUGGCUUUUGAGUUUAUGUAAAUAUAUCAUACAUAUAUUAUAUAUAAUUAUUUUUGUAAAUAAUAGUGAUAUCUACCCAUAUUUAAUUUAUUAAUGAAGUAUAACAUGCUCCAUAAGAUUGAAUAAAUGAUUUACAAUUA
This is a messenger RNA of Phlebotomus papatasi, 1934 nucleotides long. RefSeq lists its product as uncharacterized. Bases 278 to 1735 code for a protein of 485 amino acids. NCBI's taxonomy places the organism in Eukaryota, Metazoa, Arthropoda, Insecta, Diptera, Psychodidae. The transcript has 3 exons. The record is from RefSeq and is a predicted model, not a curated record.